Opisthorchis viverrini is the source of this 411-nucleotide messenger RNA. RefSeq lists its product as hypothetical. The transcript is spliced from 3 exons. The record is from RefSeq and is a predicted model, not a curated record. Lineage: Eukaryota; Metazoa; Platyhelminthes; Trematoda; Opisthorchiida; Opisthorchiidae. The coding region runs from base 1 to 411 and encodes 136 amino acids.
AUGAAAGUUCACGAGGCUAACGAGAUGUUUGCUCCGGGAGGCACACAAGAUGAGCUGACAUGCCCCAAAUUGCGGGACCACUCUGAACCAGAAAUCCGUCAGUGGAACGCACAGAAACAUGCCACAAUUUUAUAUCUCUUACGGAAAAACAUAAAUGUGCUAUUUCACUACAUGAAACCUCAUCGCAGAAACAAGCCAUCCGCGUUCUCCUUGAGGGCCGGGAACGGUGAACCCACGAGCGAGUGGUAUUGGGACCGUGAAAUAAGUAAUUUUGUCUACCGCUUAUCCCGUUUUGAGUGCUUUCUUUCCCGAAAGUUUUGUGAACGACAGCCACUGACCGACAAGAACAAAACCGACCCGGGAGACUUGGGCAAAAGCCUCGAUCCUGUGUAUCAAUCCGUGAAUCCGUGA